AUGAAAGAAUUUAAGAGCUAUUUGUUUUAAUUACAUAAAGAAUUACACUCUUAAGCAAAAACAAGUAAAUAUCUAUAAGUUUGUCAGAACCACCAAGAUGUAGGUAAACAAAAUUGUAAAAAAGAAAGAAAGUUAUAGUGAAAGAUUAGAGUUCAGAAUAACAUGGUUUAGAUUAGUCAAUGAUUCAUAAAAAGGAUCUUAGUUAACUAAGCAAAGUAUUCUGA
Molecule: messenger RNA, 224 nt
Organism: Paramecium sonneborni
Lineage: Eukaryota; Ciliophora; Oligohymenophorea; Peniculida; Parameciidae
Source: the annotation of a GenBank genome assembly